This is a messenger RNA of Monomorium pharaonis (pharaoh ant), 973 nucleotides long. RefSeq lists its product as uncharacterized. The record is from RefSeq and is a predicted model, not a curated record. The coding region runs from base 237 to 656 and encodes 139 amino acids. The transcript has 2 exons. NCBI's taxonomy places the organism in Eukaryota, Metazoa, Arthropoda, Insecta, Hymenoptera, Formicidae.
GCCGCGUCGCGUACUAUACACCUUAUCGCGAGUGAUACCUAACACCAUCACAGCUGAUUGUAAGCGCAAGAAACAGAAAUAAAGACAACGAACAAGCACGUAAGAAGCGUCUUCUUUUUCUUAUACACCGAGCCGAACCAUCACAUUUGGGUCCCAACCCUUCAGGCAGAACGAUCCCAACUACCGAUGGGAAAGAAUUCCCAAAACGAGCAAACGCUCACAACAGAAGAUUUUGGAUGAGACCUAUCAAUGAAAAUAGAAUUCAACAAGGAGAUUAUCUUGCAUUAUUUCAAGAACUAAAAGAUAAUAGUAUAAUGUUUUUCCGCUACACUAGAAUGACAGUAGAUACAUUUUACAUGUUAUUAGAAAUGAUAUCUCCAAAACUUCAGAAACAUCAUUGGAGAGCUUUACCACCAGAAUUACGUUUGUCUGUAACACUUAGAUACCUAGCAACAGGAGAUCAUAUACUAUCGAUAGCACUAGCAUAUUGUAUUGGAGAAUCAACAGCAUAUGCUAUUAUAAAAGAAACUACUGAAGCUAUUGUAAAUGUGUUAUUACCUCGUUUUGUGCAGCCGCCAUCUGAAACUGAAUAUAAAAAAAUAAGUACAGGAUUUCUUGACAAUUGGAAUUUUCCAAAAUUGUCUUGGUUCAAUUGAUGGCAAACAUUGCAUUAUUCGAGCUCCUUUACAAUCUGAUAGUUUAUACUAUAAUUAUAAAAAAACAUUUAGUGUAGUAUUAAUGGCUGUUUGCGAUCACAAUUAUAAAUUUACCUUAGUUGAUGUUGGAUCGUAUGGUAGUCAAAAUGAUGCAAGUAUAUUUUCUGAAUCAGAAUUUGGAAAAUCUCUUAAAGAAGGAAAAUUGAAUGUGCCAAAAGGAAAAGUCAAACUACCAGGAAGUGAUAAAUUAACUGAAUAUUUUUUUAUUGAAGACGAAGCAUUUCCAUUAUCAACAAAUUUUAUGAGACCUUUUCCGA